ACCAUUGAUAUAUUAAACUACUAAGCUCAAUACGUUAUUAACUCAUUAAAUUUUGUUAUCGUUACCCUGGAGGCUCUAUCUUUUGGCCCUUUUUCGAUACUGAUUACAGUUUGUCAAAUUUUCCGCGGAUUGUGAGCAGUUGCAUGUUCAGUCCGAUUAGCAAAUUUUGAUAUAAAUAUGCUUAUACGAUCAACUUGCUAACUGAACGACGUUUAGCUGGGAAAUGCCCGAAAUCACUUUCCUCUCAAAAUGCCAAACAGUAAAACUAAUUUUUCAUUCCGUACUCAAAUAAAGGUCUAAUAUAUAAUGCAUAUAACUGGCAGACGCAUUCGGUUUCCAAACGUUUUGGUCAGUUCUUCAGAUGGGUGGAGCCAUACUCGUCUUUAUCAGGGAAAUCUGGCAAAAUCAAUGUCAUUUACCCAUUUCAAGCACUUUCAUCAUAAACUCACUUUCCUCUCAAAUUGCCAAACAGUAAACAAAUUAUUCAUUCCGUGCUCUAAUAAAGGUCUAAUAUAUAAUGCAUAUAACUGUCGGAAAAAAGUUAGCAUUCGGUUUCCAAACGUCUUGGUCAGUAAUUUAGAUGGGUUGAGCCAUGCUCGUCUUUAUCAAGGAAAUCUGGCAGCUAUAGAGUGAAGAAUUUGGAAGGAUUGAGAAGUAAAACAUUUCAGUAGUGUUUUUAGAUUUACUAAAUUACCUGCUACAAGUCAAGCAAGUUUAGAGUAAUAGCUGUUAGAAGGAUCGAUAACUUUGCUAGAGACUCGGGAAUGGAUUACAAAUUACGAACAGUCAGAUGAUAAAGAAGGCUCCAUUGUGUGGUAAAACAUAAGCAGGGAAGUAGGACGGCAGCGCGGCAUGAAACUAAAAGUUCUAGUAAUAUGUUUCGCAUAGAAGAAAACACCUUUGACCCAUGUAACCAAGAUGUAACAAUAUGUCAUGGCUAGAAAUAGUUGAUGCAUAGAUAUCUUAAAGCAAGCAACGAAAGCGAUAAUUUCAUCAAUUGUCGCCGUGGAUUACAAGAAACGGGAAGCAAAAGCAACGGUUUGUUCGGAUAGUAAGAGUGACUGUUACUCUACGGAAUUGGUGUGAAAGUAUAACUACACGUCAUUUUUCUUCACUUACACGGGCAGACCUGAAGUCUACAAGUACCGACGCCGUUUGUUUUGGAAACACUCCAGUGGGCCAUAUAUAUAUCCGUGCCAUGCUCUUCUGUGGGAAACGGUCAUGUUAUGACACAACAGCUGAAUCAGAGACUGGAAUUGAAUUAAAUUGCCUAAAUGAAGAUAAGGAAAAGGAAGAUUUUGAGAACAAACUGAAAAGGAAGAUUCAAUAUGGGGAUGCUGAGGAGGUCAGUAGAAUUUCCCCAAAGGAUCUGACGAAAUGCAAUUCUAAUGCAUUGUUUAUGGCCAUGAAGAUGAACUUUGAAGUUCGCCACAGAGCAGAUGAAAAGGGUCCAGAUGAAGAAGAAUUCAACAAGCUAGCUCACUCCUUGGACGAGUUCACCUCUUCUCUCCUUAACCCUUUAAAGUCUAACACAGAAAACCGUCAAAUUUUUGCAGAUUCUUUGGGUGAUGUUAUGGAAAAUGCCAUUGAGUUAGAACAAAAGAAGUUACUGUCUCAUCCAGUUCUUUACAGCCUAAUGAACAGCAAAUGGAUCAGCCACUCAAGAGAAUGGCGCAAUACACCAUAUUGGAAAUGGCUGUUCCUUAACCUCUGCUGUCUAUUUGAUUUGCUGCUGUUCCCAGUCCUCUUCCUUGUCCUCUACCUGAUACACCGAGUCAGGGAAAAGGCACAAGCAAACAAAAAACGUGGAAUUGCAUUUGUGAUAAACGCAACUUCCGAAGUUGCAGAACUGUCCUUUCAACUGAUGCAAGCCACCAUCAAGUUUGUGAUGAAUAAAUACGGCCUUAAGAACGUCAAGUUCCACAUCAUAACAAGAGGAAAAGAUAAAAUUCACUUUGACAGCAAUUUGUCAGAUGUUACAGCAUUGAAGCAAGCGGUGGAUAAGCUUGAAGGAGGAAACGAAGGCAUCCCUGCGCUGCAUAAAGAUUUAGAGAAAGCUGUUUCCGCGUUCGAUAGCGAAUGCGUCAGUAAUUGCAAAAAGGUCUUGAUUUUGCUAACGGAUCAUAGAACAUGCGCAAGAAACGAGAAACAGAAAGUUAAGGAGAGAGCUGGACAAUUGUCCGACGUACAACUGUUGCCAAUAGCAAUCGGAAGACAUGUCAACCUUAAGGAACUGCAGAAGAUCAACAAUGGCCGCGAGGUUCCUAUGUUCGGAGAAUACGAAGAUCCUGAGAAAGUUGGAACGAAGAUUAUUCAAGAAAUAGAGGGAAAAGACUUCUACGAUCGCUACUUGGAAUACUUCAUGACACCUUAUUUCAUCUUUGUUCGUGACACACUCAGCUACCUAGCCCUGCUUGGUCUUCAUUUGUUCAUAUGCCUCGCUCCUUCCACAAUUGCCUUCAGUGGAGUCGAGUGGGCGAUUUUUCUCUUCUUCUUGGGUCGAAUAGCAAUGGAAGGCAAACAGUUUUUUCGCGCCAAUGUGCUGCGGAGAUUUAAACGUCAUCAAGAUGCAACGGGCAGCGAAAGAAGCCUUGGCGUUCUGUGGAGUUUGACCAAAUAUUUCAGCGAUUGCUGGAAAAUCCUGGACACUGCCACCAUCGUGAUUUACCUGGCUACAUUUACACUGAGAAUGGUUACGUGGGCUUUAUCUGGUGCAGUUGUCAACAAUCGAGUCCUGGUCAUUACUGGUUACUUGUACGGACUCAAUACCAUGUUACUCACGCUCAGGGCGUUUGGUCACAUGAUGGAGACGACAAAAAGAAUCGGUGCCAUUCAGAUUGCUUUGUUCCACAUAAUUGGAGAUGUGGUCACUAUCUUUUGGCAGUUUUUGGCAACCAUUUUAGCCUUUUCCCUGGCUGCAACCAAAGUUUAUAUGGCUGAAAAAUCGUAUGUUAUCGAAAAUGGCAUUGGAAGAGAUCUGGCAUGCAGCACUACCGGAAUAUACUGUUGGUGGUCGAUGCUCAAACACUUCUUAUGGUCCUUGCUGGGGAUAGCAGAUCUGGAUCCUCUCGAUUCAGUUGAUAGUCCUUCGGUCAUUCUAGCGUAUUUCCUGUACGGUGUGUUUUUGAUUAUGGCCGUUAUUCUUCUAAUCAACAUGAUGAUUGCUCUUUUAUCAAACACAUAUCAGCAAGUCGCGGACCAUUCUUUAAUGGAGUGGUCAUACAAGAAAGCAAUCACCAUCCAAGUUUACAGUGCUUACGAUCCCAUACCUGUACCUUUGAACCUGAUAUCUAAUUGCAUCACACUACUGUGGUCUUUGAGAAACUGUACAUUGUCUACAAGAUCAAAUAUUCCAACGAAUAAACAGCGGGCUCUAGAUGCAGUUGUCGAGGAUCUUUACCGUACCUACUUUGCAACUUAUGGCUAUGCCUUUCCUCUGACGGAGGAGACUAAACUGGACCAGGUGCUCCAAGAAACACAAAGAAGCCGUCAAAUGACCAAUCAGAUCACUCAGAGGAUCUUUCCGGUACAUCCGGGACAUGGUUGUCAACAGGAAGUUCUCCCUUGUGGUGAAAAGGCGUGGCAAAGUAUGGGCAUAAGAGUUGAAGGAUGUCUUUUGACGUGUGAAGGAGCGGAGGCUUGUCCAACAUGUAAAGAUGACCCAGCUGAGUACCACGGUGCAAGAUAUCUCACUCCUUUCUCUCCACAACAUUCUCAUUUCGAGGUACUACAUAAUUAUCGGAUGUAUUUUCUCUGUAUAUGUAUAUAUAUAGCUUGAUAUUCGUCCAUUCACAACCACUUAUUGAUUCGAUUACCUUUAAAAUUAAUGUAAGUUCCCUAAUAGGUUUUUUUUUUUUUCCAAUGGUUGGUCAUGUGACCAAUAAUUUCUAAACUUUUAGCGAUAGCUAAAUGAAUUUCAGAGCUGGAAAGAGCAUGUUUUAAAUAGCCAGAUUACCCAUUUUCAGACCCAUACCAUCUAAGGUUGAGAUUCAAUGAUGAAUUGAAUAGUGCCAAAAAUGGAAGGUUUUGUAUGUUUGUGAGGAACUCAGUGAAGGGAAUCCUAUAUAAUAAGGACAGGGGUGCUCUUUGUACCUUUCAGGGGUGUUCCUCAGUGGAAGCUUUCAAAACAUAUGACAGGAGAUAAUGUGUUGUAUUAGAAUUGGUACCUCUUAAGGGUUCUUUUCAAAAUUUCCAACGAGGACCUCCGUCCUUUUUAAUUGGGAGGUGCUUCCCCAGGGAGGGGGGUGAGGAAGAUUUCCCCUCCAGAAACCUUUCCGUUUUAAAUUACUACAAAAUAAAGCUGCUAGCAUACAACUGUUGAAGAUAGAAAGAGGGGUAAAUUAUCAGAGAGAGUGGAAAAUUCUAGGGACAUAUUUUAUGGCAGUUUGAAAACUUGCAAAAUUACUGGGAUUUAUAUGGAAAACCACUGCAGCAUGUAAGCUUAUUUUUAAUUUUUUUUUUUUUUUUUAAAUGUUUAUAGUGGUUUAUUAUUUGUAGAUGUUCUGUCCAUUUCUGAUAAAAUACAUAACCAAUGACUAAAUCAGUGUGUUCUUGAAACGCACGUCAUGUGACUAACUGUUCCAAAAGCUGCCUCUUGCGAAAAUAAAAAAGAAGGAAAAAUAGUAUGCGUAAAUUAAAAUAAUUAACAGUAACUGUAACAGUAACUGUAACUGUACUAAAUUUAUGUGCAGUUCAUAUUUCCCCAUUUUUGACAUUCAU
This is a messenger RNA of Orbicella faveolata, 4719 nucleotides long. RefSeq lists its product as uncharacterized. Gene Ontology annotation, molecular function: protein binding; store-operated calcium channel activity; inositol 1,4,5 trisphosphate binding. Gene Ontology annotation, cellular component: cation channel complex; plasma membrane. The record is from RefSeq and is a predicted model, not a curated record. Gene Ontology annotation, biological process: calcium ion transmembrane transport; regulation of cytosolic calcium ion concentration. NCBI's taxonomy places the organism in Eukaryota, Metazoa, Cnidaria, Anthozoa, Scleractinia, Merulinidae.